Manihot esculenta (cassava) is the source of this 1064-nucleotide messenger RNA. RefSeq names its product thioredoxin domain-containing protein PLP3B. NCBI's taxonomy places the organism in Eukaryota, Viridiplantae, Streptophyta, Magnoliopsida, Malpighiales, Euphorbiaceae. The transcript has 9 exons. The record is from RefSeq and is a predicted model, not a curated record. Bases 189 to 881 code for a protein of 230 amino acids. Gene Ontology annotation, cellular component: cytoplasm.
CCUGAUUAGUAUUUUCUUCGCUGCUUUACAGUCGACUUAAAAGUGCCUAAGACCCUAGCGAAAUCCUCUUGUCUUCUAGGUUUCUGCUUCAUUUCGUCUUCUGCAAAAACCCCCCAUUGAAAAUUUCUAACUUGCAUUUCCUUUCCUCCCUUUUACUUUUCAGAUCGCACCAAAUUUAAGGGAGGGAAAUGGACCCAGAUUCAGUUAAAUCAACUUUGUCUAACCUAGCUUUUGGUAAUGUUAUGGCAGCGGCAGCUCGCGAUUAUCAGAAGGACUUGAUUGCUCAAGGGAAAGCGCAGCCAUCAAGUUCUAUCAACCAAGAGGUUGACUUAGAUGAGUUGAUGGAUGAUCCUGAGCUGGAAAAACUGCACGCGGACAGGAUUGCAGCGCUCAAGAAAGAAGUUGAGAAACGAGAAGCCCUGAAGAAGCAAGGACAUGGAGAGUACAGGGAGAUAAGUGAGGGUGAUUUCUUGGGUGAAGUCACUGGCAGUGAGAAAGUUAUUUGCCACUUCUACCAUAGGGAGUUCUAUCGGUGCAAAAUAAUGGAUAAGCAUUUGAAGUCUCUUGCACCAAGGCAUCUCAAUACCAAGUUCAUCAAGCUGGACGCAGAGAAUGCACCCUUCUUUGUUACCAAGCUUGGUGUCAAAACUUUGCCCUGUGUCAUACUGUUCAGGAAAGGGAUUGCAAUUGAUAGGCUGAUUGGAUUUCAAGAUUUGGGAGGAAAAGAUGAUUUCACCACAAAAUCGCUCGAGAUUCUUCUGAUAAAGAAAGGUAUAAUUAGUGAGAAAAAAGAUAAUGAAGAUGAUGAAGAGGAUGAUUAUCCUGAAAGCAGAGACAGGACAGUGAGAGCAUCUGCGUGUCCCGAUUCUGAUUCUGAUUGAAUAAACCCUGUAAAAGAACCUGCAAGAGUUAUGCCUUGUUUUCAUCUUUCGUUUUUUUUUUUUCAGAGGAUAUUAAAUGUGUGAUUGUAUCAUUGUUUUACUUGUUAUAUUACGCUUGUUACCCUCCAGAAAAAAUAUUCCUCAGAUCAAAAUUAGCAAGGCUAGUAUUUAAUCGUCUGGACA